This is a messenger RNA of Hemicordylus capensis (graceful crag lizard), 1167 nucleotides long. Its product is annotated as pepsin B-like. Gene Ontology annotation, biological process: proteolysis. Lineage: Eukaryota; Metazoa; Chordata; Lepidosauria; Squamata; Cordylidae. Gene Ontology annotation, molecular function: aspartic-type endopeptidase activity. The transcript has 9 exons. The coding region runs from base 1 to 1167 and encodes 388 amino acids. The record is from RefSeq and is a predicted model, not a curated record.
AUGAAGUGGCUAUUCCUGGUGCUGGUUUAUCUCCAGCUAUCUGAGGGACUGGAGAGAAUCAUUCUGAAGAAAGGGAAAUCCAUCCGGGAGAACAUGAAGGAGAAAGGAGUGCUGGAGGAAUUUCUGAAGAAGCACCAAGUGGAUCCUGCACUGAAAUACCACCUGAAUGAAUAUAAUGUCGCUUAUGAGCCGAUAACCAAUUACUUGAAUACUUUCUACUUUGGAGAGAUCAGUAUUGGGACUCCACCACAGAACUUCCUGGUUGUCAUGGACACAGGCUCUUCCAAUCUAUGGGUACCUUCUGUCUACUGUAAUACUGAAGCCUGUGGUAACCACAACAGGUUCAAUCCCAGUGCAUCCUCUACAUAUUCCAACAAUGGGCAAACCUAUACCCUCUACUAUGGAAGUGGUGACUUGACUGUGAUGCUAGGCUAUGACACUGUGCAAGUCCAGAAUAUUGUCAUUCAGAACCAAGAGUUUGGCCUGAGUGAGGAUGAACCUGCCAGUCCUUUCUAUUACGCCAAUUUUGAUGGGAUUUUGGGCAUGGCUUACCCUGCCAUGGCUGUAGGGGGGUCAUACACUGCCAUGCAGCAGAUGCUGAGACAAGGACAGCUUUCCGAACCCAUCUUCAGCUUCUAUUUCUCCCGCCAACCAACUGUCCAGUAUGGAGGGGAGAUGAUCUUGGGUGGUGUAGACAAUCAGUUGUUCUCUGGGCAGAUUUCCUGGGCACCUGUUACCCGUGAAGUGUACUGGCAGAUUGGUAUUGAGGAAUUUACCAUUGGCAACCAGGCUACUGGCUGGUGCAGUGAAGGCUGCCAGGGAAUUGUGGAUACAGGCACUUGUCAGCUUACUGUCCCACAGCAGUACAUGGGGAGUUUUUUGCAGGCUGUGGGAGCUGAACAAUACAAUGGCGAGUAUGUGGUGAGCUGCAACAAUGUGCAGAACAUGCCCACCAUCACCUUUAUCAUUAAUGGAGUCCAGUUCCCACUGCCGCCCUCUGCCUAUGUCACUGACAAUGAUGGUUAUUGUUCAGUUGCAAUUGAGCCUACCUACUUAUCUUCCCAGAAUGGGCAGCCUCUAUGGAUCCUGGGUGAUGUUUUCCUUAAGGAGUAUUAUUCAGUCUUUGACAUGGCCAACAACAGGGUGGGCUUUGCACCAUCAGCCUAG